GCCUGUGAGUCUGUCGCUGGUGCGCAAAGCUUAGUUGCCUAUACCGUAGUAAAGUCCGCUGGCUUUCUCGUUGCUCUCGAGUCUCGACUCGACACGCAGACUCCCGUCCGUCGUUGUCGAUCGCGCACAGCACACACAGCCCCGUGUUUUGACUUUUCUCUUCGAGCACAACAGUAGCACGCAGAGAAAGAGACAGAGAGAGAGACAGAGACGGUCCACUGUCCAGUCGUUGCUGUCGUCGAAGCGUUGUGUCGUUCGUUAGCAUAUAGAAAACAACGUCGUCGUUUAGACUCACGGUGUUUGUUUUUUUUCUCUCGCGCUGCCAAUCGAAUCAGUUAACCUCGAGGAUGCAACAGUUUCUUCCCUGAAAUUGAUAAUCGUGCAGAUACAGCAGCGUAAAGAGGAAAAUCCAACAUUUAAUAAAGUGAAAAACCGUUGAGCAAGUGCGCGCUGUGCCUUGUGCCGAGCCAGUGUCUCUUGUAUUACACUUAUAUACUCUUAUAGUGUGCGUGAUCACUGUUUCGUCGUUCUGUGCUGAAUAUCCCCGUGCCGUUGGUCGAUUCGCAUUUCGCACUGCAGCAACGGCAAUACGUAUAUGAAGCUAGUACGGCAGUAGCAGCAACGAGUGUGUUACACAUUGAGAGCAGAAGCAGCUGCAGAGCAGCAGUCUAGAAGCUGUCCGUGCAUUAUAGCGUGCUCUGAGUCCGAGACUCGCAACAAAACCAGAGCUAUAUAUAUACAACACACAACACAACAAAAUACAAGCAAUGGCGCAGCCAACGAGCAGUGCCCUGCGCGCUCUCGCCCUCGAGUACAAAAGCCUGCAGGAGGAGCCCGUCGAGGGUUUUCGCGUCAAACUCGUCAGCGAGGACAACAUGUUCGAGUGGGAGGUUGCCAUAUUCGGACCACCCGAUACCCUCUACCAGGGUGGAUAUUUUAAGGCACAUAUGAAGUUCCCACCGGAUUACCCCUACAGUCCGCCCAGCAUUCGUUUCAUGACAAAAGUCUGGCAUCCAAAUGUUUACGAGAAUGGAGACUUGUGCAUAUCCAUCCUACAUCCACCGGUCGACGACCCACAAAGCGGAGAACUUCCCUGUGAAAGGUGGAACCCAACCCAGAACGUGAGAACGAUCCUUUUGUCAGUUAUCUCUCUUUUGAACGAGCCAAACACCUACAGCCCGGCCAACGUAGACGCAUCGGUCAUGUACAGGCGCUGGCGCGAUUCCAAAGGUCGAGAUAAAGAAUACGAGAAUAUCAUCAGAAAACAAGCACAAGCGGCAAAGAUGGAGGCGGAAAAGGAGGGCAUCGUGGUGCCCCUGACCCUGGAGGAUUACUGCAUCAAAACGCGGGCGAGGCCGGCCGAGCAGCAGCUCGACAUCACCGACUUCUACGACGACGAGUACGAGCUCGGUGACGACGACGACGACGACGACGAGCCCCUCAGCGGAAGCGAAUACGAGGACGGUGACGAUAGCGGCAACGGCGAGUCGUGAUCCAUCACCUAAAAGCGUAUCGACCUUUAGCUACAACGACGAUUACUACUCUUCAAUAACACUGAAAGCUGCGAAAUAUCCAAGCGACAUGGGAUAAACACUAAACGAGUAAAAAAAGAGGCAAGAGCAUACACGCGCGUUACAUACACAAUACAGAUAGUAAGAUGAUAAAUACAUAUAAUACACGAUACGACUACAUUCAUCAUCACCGACAGUGCUACGAGUGCUAUUUAUUUGCGUCUACAUACACCGUAUUACAUAUAAAUUAAAACAUAAAUAUAUUAUAUAUCUAUAUUUGAUUAUAUAUUGUAUUACCGUCGAAUAUCGUAACUUAUACUAUACUUUUUGUGUCGUGUAUCUAGGGCCCAAUGUGUCUGUAUUAGUUUUAAGUGGUAACUAUAAUUAAUCUUUUAUUAUACCUUUCGGGAACGAGAAUGCAUUCUUUUUGCUCGUAAUAUAUACGAGUAUAAUCCGCUUGUAUUCGGUUGCGUUUUACUUCGUUACGUUUAAUUGCUAUCGCGAAAACCUUUUUUAGAACGAUUAUUUUUAUUUAUCCGUCAGAGAUUAUCAUCGCCUUAUUGUCUUUGAUUUCUUUUCGGAUUACGCAGCUGGAGAUGAGACGAAUUCGCUGUUGAAGGCAUAUACUAGUAAAUCGUAAGUUCAAAAAAAUAAAUAAAUAAAUAAACUCGGAAACGGAUUCAGAAUUCGCUUUUUCGACCUGUACAAGUUUUCUGCGCACGACGAAAGAAAAACAUAUAUUGAAUGUAUCUAUAAAUAUAAAUACGAAUACGAGCCGCAAAAAAAAUAAUAAUAAACUGCAAAAAUAUAGCUAAUAAACCGCAACUUUAUGUGCUGAUUUUUGUGUUCGCAGCGAAAGAAUACGCUGUUUAGUUGAGAAGCGAUAAACGUUUCUUCAUGGAUGAGUCUCAAUUUGAAUCGAAAUAAAUUUUAAAAAAAGCGAACAUUUUCAUUAUAGAAAGUAAAUAAAGAGGACUGGUGCAGCGUUGUUUUUUAGUACCAGUUUUUAAGUUGAAAAAAUUAUGAAUAAAAUCUAUGGUACAGUGAAUACAAUAAUCAAUUGUUAUCAAAUCUUUCUGUUGGAAUCGAUUUCGCUCCUUACAGCCCUCUUUCCUAGUAUCUUCAAUAUAUUCUUCCUUAUAUAAUCUCAAUCCUUUAUCAUGAACACCGAUUCAUCUCUUUAUACCUUUCUCACUUUAAAUAUUUAUGAUUAUGUCUAAUUCGUAACAGUAUUUACAAGUAUGUCUUUUUUCACUAUGUAUUCCUAAUGAGUAUCAUUCGCGUCUGCCUAUAAACUCAAUAUGUUAACGUUCUGAGUAUUGUCAACGUUAUAUAGAUUAUAGUUUUUAACGAUAAAUGUAGUUUGAAUUAUUUUGGCAAACGAACGGAAAAAACGACGGCUAAUUGUGACAUGAGUUGUCGUUCCUUUUUAAUGAGUGACUAUUUAAUCUCAUGGUUCAAAGGAGACAUUGAUAUUGAUCAUCCAAACGUUCGGUAUGAUUUGUAUGACUAUUUCUUGUAAAUACAUCGCGUGUUGAUAUUAAUUAUUUCGUAUUUAUAAAUAAAUCUUAUUAUGUCAAUGAA
Messenger RNA from Trichogramma pretiosum, 3095 nucleotides. Its product is annotated as ubiquitin-conjugating enzyme E2 R2. The transcript is spliced from 6 exons. Gene Ontology annotation, biological process: protein polyubiquitination; ubiquitin-dependent protein catabolic process. The record is from RefSeq and is a predicted model, not a curated record. NCBI's taxonomy places the organism in Eukaryota, Metazoa, Arthropoda, Insecta, Hymenoptera, Trichogrammatidae. The coding region runs from base 768 to 1493 and encodes 241 amino acids. Gene Ontology annotation, molecular function: ubiquitin conjugating enzyme activity.